Molecule: messenger RNA, 4416 nt
Organism: Vigna unguiculata (cowpea)
Lineage: Eukaryota; Viridiplantae; Streptophyta; Magnoliopsida; Fabales; Fabaceae
Source: RefSeq, a predicted model, not a curated record
CUUGUGAUAUUCAAAGAAGAAUGAUGGUCCUUCUUCCUUCGAUGAGUUGGUAUCCUAAGAACAACAACGUUGGAUCCUGUCUCAAAGCACUCACCUGUCUUUGGAAGCCAUUGAAGCUCGUCUUCUGAACUCGGUUUCUAAGCAUUCAUUGCAACUUACCCUUUUUUCUCUUUUGGGCCGUGAAGCCUGUUUUUUCAAGCAAAGCUUGCCUUUUUGAGUCACCAAAGUCUAACCCCACUUUGGAACUUUGCUUUUUCCUUUUUGGGUAUGUGAGCUUAGCCUCACUUUAGAGUCUCGUGCGUGAUCCCCGAGAAAGCAAAACCCAGUUUCUGGUUUGGUUUUGGUCUCUCACAAUGAGCUCCUCUACAAGGUUGGAUUCAGUUAUGUUUCAGCUCACACCGACUAGAACCAGAUUUGACUUGGUUAUAACUGUGAAUGGAAAGAAGGAGAAAGUUGCAUCAGGGUUGCUCAAUCCAUUUCUAUCCCACUUGAAGUCAGCUCAAGAUCAAAUAGCAAAGGGUGGUUAUUCAAUUGUUCUUGUGCCUGGGCUUGACAGUGAUGCCUCAUGGUUUACCAAGGGAACAAUUGAAAGGUUUGUUCGCUUUGUGAGCACUCCAGAGAUAUUGGAGCGUGUAUAUACUUUAGAAUCCGAAAUUGCACAAAUUGAAGAGGCAAUUGCAAUUCAAGGAAAUAAUUCUGUAGGGAUGAGCUUUGUAGAAGAAAACCAAAUAAAACAUGCGGAAAGCACUGAAGGUAAUUUUGAAAGAACAGGCAGGAACACUCAACAGGAUACAAAUGAGGAAAAAACUAUUGUACUUUACAAGGUUAGGAAAGUCUUGAAUACCCUAAUCUUAUAUAGAUUUAUUAUUUUCUUAUCUGUUUGUGUGGAUUUGUACCAGUCUGAUACACAGCCACUUGAUACAAAUGGAGGCACCAAAUCAGAAGGAAACUCAAAAGUUCAGCUUUUGAAAGUCCUGGAGACACGUAAAUCUGUGCUGCAGAAAGAGCAAGGAAUGGCAUUUGCACGUGCUGCUGCUGCUGGUUUUGACAUUGACUACAUGCCAGCUUUGAUGUCAUUUGCCGAAUGCUUUGAAGCAUCACGCUUGUUGGAUGGGUGUAGAAAUUUUAUAUCUCUAUGGAAAAGAAAGCAUGAAAGUGGCCAAUGGCUUGAAAUUGAAGCUGCCGAAGUCACACCCAAUCGUGCUGGCACCUGUGCAAUUAAUGCUUCUGGCAUAGUGAUUUCUAAUAUGGUUACUACAUCCCAUGCUGAGUUGGACUCAGAAAGUAACGGGAAAACUAAUUCAGCAGACAGACAACCAACUGCAGGUUACCAAGAUAAUGUUCAAGGUCAUUUUCCAAACAGUGGCUUCUCCUCUUGGCCUGUUCAUUCUCCCCCAGGUGCUUUACCAAUGUUUCAUACUUAUCCAGUGCAAGGGAUACCCUACUAUCAGAGUUAUUCUGGCAACAGCCCAUUUGUGCAGCCAGUUUCCUCACCUAUGGAGGAAUCCAGACUAAAUGCUAGUCCAAAUGUGGGACAUAGAAGGCAUUCCAUGGAUAAUGGACAGUAUACUGAAUCUGAAACUCCGGAUGAAAUGGCUAUGGAAAGGGAGGGUUCACUGACUGGAGAACGACGAAAGAAGGCUGGGCGAUCAGGCAGACACAGAUCUGGUAUGGUGGUCAUUCGGAACAUCAACUACAUAACAAAGACAGAACGAUCUUCUGGAAGUGGAUCAUGUUCAGAUUAUUCUUCUGAAACUGAUGAAGAUAAAGAGGUUCAGGAAUCUGUUAAGACAUCAAAAAGAAGAGGGUCCAGUGACAAAUCCUUCAAAAGGCUGAAUUUAUCUGAUAAGGAAGUAACAGACUCUGGGAAAGAUGCUGAUGGAGGACAGUGGCUAGCAUUCCAAAAUUGUUUACUGCGAGGCGUAGAUGAAGAUAGGCAUGCCGUUGACCAAGACAAGUUUGAUGAAGUGAGAAGAAGAAAACGUAUUGCAGGGAAUGAUCCUAUAGAUUUUACUGAGCGGAAUAUGCAUGAAGUUCAAGCUGGUGAAGCCUUAGCCAUGCAGAGAAUUAGUAAUGGAUUGACCCAUAUGCCUAGGUCAUCAUCUAAUGAUGGUUUCUUGUUAUCAAGAAGCUCGGGACAGUCGGUUAAUGGUAGGUCCGUGGAUGCUAUGCAGUCUUUAGAAAUAGAUGGAAGGAUUGGUUAUAGAAGGGGGGCAAAUGAUGAUUUUGUUAAUGGACUAGGUUAUUCAAGCAAUAAAUUGGAAAGGAAGUUAUUUCAUGAUAUGAACGAUGACUCCUAUGUAGUGAGAGUCAAUGAUUCAGGAAAUCUAGAGAGAAAUGCUAUUGAUAUGGACUCAGAGUUCCCAAAGGUACACAAGAAGGAAGAGAAUAAUUCCAAUUAUCAACCAGAUGAAUUGAGUUUGAUGCCUGAACGACGAGUAGAAAAGGGGUCAAGGGAUUAUGAUCGUGCCUUAGACUAUGAAAUGCAGGCUCAGAUAGGUGGUGGUGCUUUGCAAGAUAAAAAGAACAAAGGUCUGAAACCAAGAUCCAAGAUGAUGGACAAAGAUCCGAAAUCAAAACCUACUCCAAAUAGUUCUGAUCUAAAAAAGACUAUUGGGCCAGUAAGGAGAGGAAAGACUAAUAAACCGAGUCCAUUGGAUGAAGCACGAGCACGUGCUGAAAGACUACGAAACUACAAAGCUGAUCUCCAGAAAAUGAAGAAAGAGAAGGAAGAGGAAGAGGUAAGACGCCUCAAUGCUUUAAAGAUGGAGAGGCAAAGGAGAAUUGCUGCCAAGAGUAAUUCAAUGGCUACCAAGUCAUCCACGCCACCACAGCAAACAAAGAAACAGAUUCCUGCGAAGCUUUCACCUAGUUCUUAUAAAGGCUCUAAAUUUAGUGAUUCAGAGCCAUGUUCAUCCUCACCCUUCCAAAGAUUUCCAAUCAGAACAGCUUCUGUUGGAUCCAAUGAUUCUUCCAAAGCCCCCAAAACCGGCAGAUUGAAUACAAACAAGUUAAGUCGAUCAGCGCCUUCUCUGCCUGAAUCCAAGCGAGAGAAGGGUGAUGGUACCACUGAUACUAAGGCGUCAAUGGCUAGAAUUAGAAGAUUGUCAGAACCUAAAACGAGUACAAUUCGUCAUACUUCGUCAAUAUCUGUCAAACCAAGAGGUGCUAGGACAAGUUCAAUUACUAAAGCAACUAAUGAGACUGAUAUCAGAAAGAUUUCAGCUAUUGUGAAUCAUGAUAAAAGCAAGACUACAACUCUCCCUGAACUAAGAAUGGGAACAUCUAAAGCAAGUGACAUUGUCCAAACUGGAUCGUCAGUUAAAGAGAGGACACAGAAACUGAAUAUUAACAACUCUUUGAAUUUAGAAGGCACCUUGCUGAAGAAAAAUGAAUUUGAAAUCUCACCUUUCGACGAUGAAGAUGACAAUCCUAUUAUUGAGAAGACCGUUGUAAUGCUCGAACGUGAAAAACCUUGUGCUCCCAAUAGUAAUGAUGGCAAGGCAAAAUCAAAAACAAGGAUACUGAAGGGUCAGUAUGAGACUGAUAGAGUAAUGGUGAAAACUGAAACAGUGCCAAGUUAUGUUGCUCUUCAAACAUCAGUUUCGGUAGAUACAGAAGCCUCAGACAAAAAAUCACAUGUGAAACCUGGAUCAUCCAAGGUUACAUUGAAUGAUAUGGAGAAAGAGCCUACAAAAUCGUCUAGCAUUCAUAUUACAGAUAAAACAUAUCAUUCCCCUCAUGUUCGAGUUUCUUCUUUAGAAGAUUGUAGUACACAAAGCUCUGAGUACGGUAAAGCACCUUCUGCAAGCUUUGACAGUGCAUCAAUUGGUACGGAGACUUUUAGAUCACGAGUGUCUGAUUCCAGAAAUUCAACUCUUGAAAAGAUUCCGGAGGUGAUUGAGAAGCCUCAGGUAAAGGAAUCAUCUAAGGGGUUGAAACGGCUGUUAAAAUUUGGAAGAAAGAACCAUGACUCGCCACCUGCUGCUGGUCGCAACAGUAUUGAUGACUCUGAAGCAAAUGAGAUUGGAAAGAAUGGUUCCCCCAAUGAAGUUCAUACACUGAGGAAUUUGAUCUCUCGAGAUGAAACUCCCCAAAGUGCAACUCCUCAAAAGUCUUCUCGCUCUUUCUCCUUGUUAUCACCCUUUCGAAGCAACAAAGGAAAAAAGAUAAUGAUGUCUUGACAGAAUUUAUGCUGUUACUUGCGGUUGUGGCAGUGACCAUUUACUUGAUUCUUUCCAUUUUUAUCUUUUUUUUUUUGUUUUAUAUUUUUCUUAGCUGAGAUUAUUUUGCUGUUGGAGUGUGUCUGUUAACCAAAAGCAAUUUUAGGCCCUCCUUUUGACACAGUUCUUGAGUUUCAAAACCUCGACAAAUUAUUUGGAAAUCUAAAUGGGGAAAUUGAUUCUGAAUCCUUAA